GGUAAGUGGUUGUUGCAGUCGACUCCGAAUUCUCGAGAUCCUCAAAUAAUUUUAAGUAUACAAAAACUAAUUUAUUAGAGCCUUAGGUAUUAACUGUUAUUACAAUUCUUCCAGCACUAGGAAUAGGCAACUAUUAUUUAAUACCAAUAAAUAGUGGUGCAAUAAGGUUUAAAGUUAGAGGUGAAAUAUGCACACUCUGGCUUGUUGCUAGAGACAAACCUUUUAAAGAGAUAUAUAAGGUAAUUCCAAACAAUUAACUUACUUAUUAGCAUAAAUGUUAUUUAAAAUGUAUGAAGGAUAUUAUCAUUUUAUAUAAAUUACAGAUUCAAUUAAGUAUCUUGGAAUCUUAUGUCAAAUGUUGUGAAACUUCCAUUAGAAAGGGUUUUCAAACUGUUAAUAUGGUUAGUUACAAUUCAUUUAAAGAAAUAUGGUUAUCAUGGUACAACUGUAGAGUUUGCAUUGGUCAUCCAGAACAAGCAAGUUUAGUUGAGUUUGUAGCUGCAGAUAGAGAUAGCCACAAUAAAAUUGGUUAUAUUAAAUUUAACAAACCAGGCAUAGAUAAUGCUGUUGAAUGGAACUUUGAAGUGUCUCCAUAUUGUGCAAUACCAUUACAAUCUAGACAAAUUGAAGGUGGGAAAUUACAUUGGGUACAUAUGACCAGUGAUAAGUUACCACCAGAUGCAUUGAUAGGUGGAUUUGAUAAUGAACCUACAUAUAUUGCUAGAGCUUAUCAUAAUAAUUCAAUAUGCCCUGGACGAUUUAUACCAUCACAGCGUGUAGCAUUAAUCCCAUGGGGCUUUCAUGAACAUAGGAAACAACAUUUUGAGAUACUAUGUGGUUAUGAUGCUGUAUGGGUUCAGACUUCAGGGAAUGAUAUUCCCCUUAAUGCAUUUGUUGCUGGUUCAUCAGAAGUUGGUGGUGAACCAUUAUAUAUUGGUCGUGCUAUGAUAGAUAGUAAAUUAUUGACUGGUAAAGUUCAUGUACUGUAUAAAACCUGCUACUUGCCUUACGCAGGUAAAGAAAUAGAAGUGAACUCAUAUGAAGUGCUUGUGUCACCAUGUGUCCCUUUACAUGGUUAUAUUUAGUAAGUGUGAUACAGUCAAGUGAAGCUUAUACAAUUAUUAUAUUGAUUUUAAUUUUUAUUGUCACUUAAGUAAAUGAAAAUAAUAUAUCCAAUUUAUUUUUUAUAGGAAAGAAUUAUGCACAAAGUGUACUAUUUUUAUUAUAUUACGUUUAUGCAUAAUUAUAACCAGGUGCAUGCCUGUAGCUUUAGGCUAAAUCAAAAUAAUAAAAUUUUCAUAAUAAAUUUUUUAUUUUCAAUGGGAUUCAAUCCAGUAAUAUUUACAAAUCAAACGUCUUCAUUUGAUGCUUAUUAUACAAUACAGAUUAUUGUGUAUGUUCAAUAAAUAACUUUCCUAAAAUAAUAUUUAGUCAAAAAGCUCAAAUUCCGCAUUUUCUACUUCUGCAUCUUCAGCUUCAGACUCCGAAUUAGGAGCAUUGAGAUCAACAUAAAGUUGAAUGUCUAACAGUUUAUUUGCACAUCGUUGAUUUUCAAAGAAUGAUGUUAAAAUUUCAUACUUUUCUACUGCUAUCUCUCUACCAUCAUAUGGUAUGUAGCAGACUUGAUGUGAUGGUUGUACUUUUCCAGGCACAAGAUGUCCAUUGUAUAAUGCACGACCUACAUACAACUUUUCUCGUUUUCGGUCCUCAGAAUAACCACCUUCUACUGCUCCUACCGGUAUUUUGUUAUCACAGGUUGGUAUCCAUGUACAAUCAAACCCACAUAAGACCUAGAAAACAAUGCAAAAAGUAAUGUAAAUUAUUAAAUUUGUUGUAAAUUUAUAAAAUUUAAGGAUAGGCCGUCACCUCAAAUGCCAUCUUCUCAUGUGAUAAACCACCCCAUGCUAUAUAACCCACACCCUCAGAAGGUACAAAUUUCCCAGGAGUUAAAGAUCCACUGUGUCGUGCUCUAAUAAUAUAUAAAAUUUCAUUUUCAUAUCCACCAAUCAUAGAUCCAUCUGGUAGUUGAUUAUCAGCCUCCACCCAUUGAAGCUCCCCACCAGUAAUUGGUUUGAGUCUCGGUUUCUCUAUUAUUGGUGGCACUGAAUCAAAAGAGUAAUAAUUAAUGUCUGUUAACUGUCUCGGUCUUUUGCAGAAAAAUUACAAUUUCAUCAGAAUAAUCAAUUUAUUUGUAAUUUAAAAUGUUUCAAUACUUACAUUCAAAACGCCAAUGCACAGGAAUUGUAUUUUCCAUGUUACCAGAUCCUGAACAAAAUGUGAUAAAAUUCAGCUUCAUUUUAUAUUUAUAGGAUAUGAUAGGACUCCUGUUGUUAUAUCUUCCUAAUUGAAUGCAACCACUUCUCCAUGUAAGCCAGAAUUUCCGGUAUUCUGUAUUAUUAAUUAUAUUGGGGGUUUGUGCAGUAACUCCUUGACCCUCUUUAUCCUUUAUCCAUGUGUGAUUACUUUGUCCUAAAACAACCUAGUAAAACAGUUUAAUUUUAUAUUAACCUAAGUAUUUAAAUAUAAUAAAUGUAAGUAUAGACUGCAUAUUUACCCAUAAAUCACACGUUGGUCCUACAUUUUUCAACAAGCCGAUUGCUGCAUUGUUUUGACCCUUUACUUCAAAGAUCAAUCCACUGCUCGAUAUUUUGUAAAAAAUGUUUUUAUGGCUCGGCCAUGAAGUAAAUUCUUAAAACAAAGAGAAUAUUGGCUUAGCAAAUUAUUUAUAAAUUUAUUUAGAGUAAAUUUAAUCAUUCAUUAAUAUUCAAUAAAUGAAUUUAGUACUUACCUAUUAGAUCUCCCAUUAUAUUUAUGCGAUUCCAGUGAGAUUAAGAAAGCUAUAAAUUACUGAAAUUACCAAGUAGUGUACUUUUUUUUUCUU
This is a messenger RNA of Diatraea saccharalis (sugarcane borer), 2881 nucleotides long. Lineage: Eukaryota; Metazoa; Arthropoda; Insecta; Lepidoptera; Crambidae. The record is from the annotation of a GenBank genome assembly.